AUGGCUUCUGAUAUUGGGCUACCUAUACCUGAGGCGUACGAUGUGUCGCCUAAAACCGGGUUUCUGCCCGAAGUUGUAUCCUGCGAGUCCGAUUUGCACCCAUACUACCAGCCAUGGAUCCGCGUUACUCAGGACUUACAAAAUUUGAUCAUGGACAAUCGAAUACGAAACGUCGUUGACGAGCUUCCGGUCCUGAGCUGUGAGGGUCUCGAGACAAUAUCGCAGCGAAGAAAAGCAUACUCGAUGCUGGGCUUCAUUUGCCAUGCAUACAUUUGGGGAGGUGAAGAGCCGGCAGAGAUUAUCCCGGAAUCAGUAUCGAGCCCGUUCUUGUUGAUCUGCAAGUCACUGGAACUGCCUCCCGUUGCGACCUAUGCUGGAUUAGUACUGUGGAAUUAUACAGUUGCACAGGACAUUGAACCGCUUUAUCGUAUUGAUAACCUUUCAACUCAGAUAACCUUCACGGGUGCGAUCGAUGAGAGCUGGUUCUACCUCGUCUCGGUAGCUAUCGAGGCUAGGGGUGGUCCAUUAGUCAGGGCCACCUUGGAUGCAGUUCGUUAUGCGCGAGGGAACGAAGUCAAUGCGGUUGCUGCUCAGCUUAUAUGUCUUCUCGAGGGCAUCCAGGAUAUAUGCGCGUUGACACAGCGCAUGUAUGACAACUGCGACCCACACUUCUUCUACAACAAGAUCCGUGUGUUUCUCGCCGGCAGCAGGGGAAGUCCAAAACUCCCCAAUGGCGUAUACUUUGAUAAUGGAACACGUCCAAUGCAACCAGUUCGAUUUGCUGGAGGAUCGAAUGGCCAGUCGAGUCUGAUCCAACUCAUUGACCUCGCUUUGGGUGUCAGACAUCACCCAACCAAGAUCCAUGCAGGGAAACGGUUCACUGAUUCGGUCCACGAGGAAGAGUCUGAGUUUGUGGCAAGCAUGCGGGACUACAUGCCUGGUCCCCACCGCCGAUUCCUAAUCCACUUCGCCAAGGUUGCCAAUAUUCGAGCCUUUGUCGAGAUGAACCGAGAUCACGAACAGCUUAUCAACUCAUAUAAUGCUUGUAUCGCUGCUUUGGUGAGAUUCCGAGACAUACACCUGCAGAUCACAAAUCGCUACAUCCUUCUCCACAGUAAUAGUAAUGCGAGGAGGCGGCAGGGAGCUUGCGAGCCAUGCCAAGUACAUAGUCUUACUACCGCAGAAUUGAGUCACGAGGACGGUGAAGUUGCUGCGCGGGKAACAGGGGGUACAGCGCUCCUUCCGUUGCUCAAACAGAUCCGAGACGAGACCUGCUACGCGUACGCUUGA
Messenger RNA from Aspergillus pseudoviridinutans, 1290 nucleotides. Its product is annotated as indoleamine 2,3-dioxygenase. Gene Ontology annotation, molecular function: heme binding; indoleamine 2,3-dioxygenase activity; metal ion binding. NCBI's taxonomy places the organism in Eukaryota, Fungi, Ascomycota, Eurotiomycetes, Eurotiales, Aspergillaceae. The record is from RefSeq and is a predicted model, not a curated record. Gene Ontology annotation, cellular component: cytoplasm. Gene Ontology annotation, biological process: 'de novo' NAD+ biosynthetic process from L-tryptophan. The transcript is spliced from 2 exons. Bases 1 to 1290 code for a protein of 429 amino acids.